AUGCAGAACGAGUGGUUAGACAUAGGAGAUUUUUGCAUCCCAUUAGCAUUAAAAUGGCGCACUUUAAUUUAUGAUUGGUCGCCAGCAUUGCUAAAAUUCUAUCUCAAUGCGUUCCAGAUGACUCUCCCAGAUCAGAGUAAUUUAGUAAGAUGGGGUAAAAGUACCGAAAAAACUUGCUAUAUCUGUGGAAAGGCAGUUGGAACUGCUAAGCAUCUGCUGGUGGGAUGUAAGGUACUCCUGGACAGCGGUCAAUACUCGCGUCGUCACGAUAGGGUUCUAGAAGUCAUACGUUUUGUGAGAGAAGGCACUAGGGCUACAAAAUCAAACGUCAAGCCUUACUCCAUCCUUAAAGCGGCGUCGGAUUGGACUAUAAUGAUGGACACGUAUGAAAAGCAAUAUAAAAUCCCCGAGGAUAUUUGUGCGUCGGUCUCCAGACCGGAUAUAUUUUUGUUUUCGCGAAUUCUAAAGCGCGUAGUGAUGAUAGAGCUUACGGUCCCUUGGGAAACCAACAUCCCCAAAGACCAUACCAUCAAGGUCAACAAAUAUUACGAGCUCACAAACGAACUCACUCGAAAUAGGUUCGUAGUAGAUUUGUACGCGGUAGAGGUGGGAGCGAGAGGUAUAACAGCGAAAUCUCUCUACAACCUACUAAAGGACUUGGGCUUGUCCAGAACUCACAUUAAUGCAUUCUUGGAACGUAUAUCGAAGGCAGCCCUAGUAGGUUCUUUUCAAAUUUGGUUAGGUAGGGAGAGGAGCUUGGACAGUGGAGGUGAGCGUAUAACGCGCGUUAGUUAA
Messenger RNA from Danaus chrysippus (African queen), 795 nucleotides. NCBI's taxonomy places the organism in Eukaryota, Metazoa, Arthropoda, Insecta, Lepidoptera, Nymphalidae. The record is from the annotation of a GenBank genome assembly.